Messenger RNA from Onthophagus taurus, 834 nucleotides. Its product is annotated as UPAR/Ly6 domain-containing protein crok-like. Gene Ontology annotation, biological process: regulation of synaptic transmission, cholinergic; sleep; positive regulation of voltage-gated potassium channel activity. Lineage: Eukaryota; Metazoa; Arthropoda; Insecta; Coleoptera; Scarabaeidae. The record is from RefSeq and is a predicted model, not a curated record.
GGUGGGGGUAGGUGACGGCGACGUCACGACGCCGGCACACCGUCGUCGUCGUCGGCAAAUGUAACGAAGGCAGACGUGCAGGCGUCGAUAAUAAAGGUUUUUUGAAUAGACACUGUUCGCUCGUUGGGGUCGGUUGCUCUGGGUUGGCCGUUCGUUUAACCGCGAACCAGAAGGACGAGUGAAGACGAAGAAGAAUUUUUUGGCGUGGUCCGGAAGGAAGUGCAUGAGGUGCCCGGAAAACGGUAGAAGAAGAGGAGAGCGAUGGGCGGUAGUGUGUUGGUUUUCGUUAAUGUUUUAAUAUUAGGAAGUUUUAUAAUUGAAUGUCUAGCAAACAGUGACAAUUCACAAACUAGCGAACAUAAACCUAUACAAUGUUAUGAUUGUAAUUCAGAGUACGAUCCUAGAUGUGGUUUGGAUUUUGACAACUACACCAUAGGCGUCGUUAAUUGUAACGAGAAAAGGAAAUUAGAUCAUAUGAAAACAUUUGUUCCCAUUUUGUGUAGGAAAGUUAUUCAAAAAGUUCAUGGUAAAAUAAGGGUAAUUCGUGGUUGCGGUUAUAUAAAAGAUGAAGAUCACGACGAUAAGGAAUGUUAUACGCGUUCCGGUACACAUGACGUGAAAGUAACAUAUUGCUCCUGCACUACGAGCCUAUGCAACGGAGCACCCCGAUUUGGGUAUCCUGCCGAGGUUUCCGCUAUUUGCGGUACCGCUUUCCUAGCGACGAUCAUAAUGACCGCUUGGAUCAACUAAAUAGAGUAAAUAAUAAUCAAAACGAUAAAAAAAAAUAAAUAAAAUAGAUAAAUCGAUACAUUCGCAACAUUUUUGUUUUAAAAA